Neohortaea acidophila is the source of this 3116-nucleotide messenger RNA. RefSeq lists its product as uncharacterized. The record is from RefSeq and is a predicted model, not a curated record. Gene Ontology annotation, molecular function: ubiquitin protein ligase activity. Gene Ontology annotation, biological process: protein ubiquitination; ubiquitin-dependent protein catabolic process. The transcript has a single exon. NCBI's taxonomy places the organism in Eukaryota, Fungi, Ascomycota, Dothideomycetes, Mycosphaerellales, Teratosphaeriaceae. Bases 235 to 3051 code for a protein of 938 amino acids.
ACCGUCAACAAGUGUCAACCCUCCUGCGUUCCCCAAACCCACGAAAUCCAUACCCACAUGAGAUAGCGGAUGGCAAUGUGGUCAUCCAGGCCACUCGCUCUUUCCCUCCCAACCCGAACCUGAUUUACACCAAGCUCCACCGUUGCCUGUAGGCUACCAACGCUACACUCCCGGGAGAGCAGUUGCGAGACACAUCCGUAUGUCUUGAGGAAAGGAGGAGGAAGAAAGAGCGCGAUGGAUCAGCCGGCAUGGGGAAACGCUACCCUCAUUCCUGCAGCCAUGGAUCUGCUUCUUGCAGUGCCCAGGCUUGCUCAGCGAGCGGGACAGUUCGCCCUCUUCCACAUGCCUGAAGCAGUAGACAACAUCGCCGGCAAGAUCUUCAACGGCGGCAGCAUCAUCGCCGAUCCCACCGCUCGUCAAACGGUCAACUCCACCAUCACCAACACCAGCCAAGCCUUCUUGCGGCAAAGCACCGACACCGCCGGCUUCGAAGCUGCAAUCAAAGACGCCUUUGCCAGUGGCAACACGACGCGCUCCUCCGUGCUCAUUGUCGUGUGGCAGUGGUUCACCAGGCUGAAGAGCAUGAACUUUGGUGGCGUCUUCUCCUAUCUGACGUCGAGGUGGGCAUUAGCAACAUUUACCGCCGCCAUUGUCCUCAAUCGCACCCAGUUCUACGCCUCCUCCAGAGAGCACCUGCAACUGCGAUGGUUCAUGCGGCUAGCCCUCUACGCCCUUCCCAUCGCUUCCUUCCUCACUCAACUUCUCUUCAUCUUACAGGCACUAAAAUGCCAGACAUCGCCGGACUUUGCAUUACUCCGCUACGGCGACCCGUUGAAACAGCUGUCGAUUGAUUUCGGCGGCGAGGGAGGUUUCCUAUACAAGCUCAGCUCAACUCUCCUCUUUUGGGAGGAUGAUAUGAGCUGCUGCGCCGCACGACAGAUGUCCUUGAUUGCCGUGGACAGCGACCGGACACAGCUUCGAGGCUCAAUGUCACUGCUCUUUACUUUCUUCCUCACCCUAUGCACGAGCCAGCUGUUCGAAACGCUCGCAUGCGCCCUCCAGGGAAGACUGCCAAUGCCGGAGACUGGAAUGACCAUUUUCGAGCACUCCCUCGCAUUUGCCGAAUGCGAAGCCAUGAUCAGCAGCGCUCUGGGCUUUGGGUUCUUCGGAGGGCCCAAGCUAAGUUCUUCGACUUCUUCCGGCUCAGGUGAAAACACCGGACCAUUGAUGUCUCGAGCCGAGAUCAUGCAACGCCUCAAUGUCCCGCCCGAGAUGCUUCUUAUCUGCUUGAUCUCCUGCUUUAGCCAUCUAGCCAGUGCAACACUAGCAGUCACCGGCCUUCGACAACGCGUCCGGUUGCUUAACACGGCUUUGUGGGCCUGUUGCUACAUGGCCGCUUUCAUGUGGAGCUUCACCAAGAUUUUCUUAAACCCGAUAGAAAGCAUCACAGAACUGGGGAUGCUCAGAUUCCCCACCGUCUGCAUCGUCGGCUUCAUUCCGCACGUCCUCAUCUUGAUCGGCAUCUUCAUCUGCGCAGUCAUCUAUGGCUUGGCCUUAUUGAUCACUGCUCUUUCCGUGCCGAGAGAAGUUUCGGCUGGCUUAUCAUUCCGCCAACGAUUAGCUUGGGCUUACGGGAAUCUCCAGGCUAACGUGCAGUUCUCUUCCUCUUCCAGCAUUCGCAUCAAGAUGUCGGAAGACUUCUACACCACCCUUCUGAAAGUCGGCUUCACCCUACUCACAGCUGCAUCUGAAGCGGUGUAUCUUAACGAGGGAAGCCGCAUUCACGUCGCACAAAUGACAUGGCUCGAGCAGAAGCGUAUCGAUGAAUUGGCCGAUGGCAUCGAGCAACGCAAAACGCCAGCAGUACCGGCCGAGCUACUUGGUGAAGGCAUAGCAAGGGGAGUCGAUUUCUCCGACCACCAUAACGUUGCCUUUGGACGAUCACCAUACGCCCGGGAGAGAAAGUCGAGGCCAACGAAGAGCGACCAUGACAGACCGGGAGCGGCGAACGAUCUCGACAGUGGACUUGGGAUCGCGCAACGACGGAGUCGUAUGCAAUUGACCUUCGACUUCAUUGCUGGGCUGUUCUGGCUCAUUAUUGGUUUGCAGGCGAAUUUGGUGCUAAAUACCUUAAGAAGGCUUGGUGUCGAACGUCGUCCUUCCUGGCUACUGAAAGCGGCCGGUGUGAUGCAAAAGCAGAAGGGCACCGAGACACAUCGACUAGGGGAUGAUACUUUCCCCGUGCCUACCGAUAGCAACGUGGAUAUUGAGCUGGAGACGAGACAACGGUUGGCGAGUGGGGAGAACAUCGUCUCGGAAGAGUCGCUGGGUGACAUUCUCUACUCAUAUUGGCGCAACGGCGGCUGGUUCGGAGAUCUGGAUGCUAGUGGCGAGUACAGCGCUCCUAGUGUGGACGACGACGAUGCGACGAGUGUAAUAUCCAUGUCGACCGAUGGAGACAUGAUGGACGACGAGCAUUCGGACACAGCAGACGCAGGCCGCCGCACUCCCACCCAACACGAUCCAUUGGGAGAGCGCAGUGGGCAGAGCACGCCCGUCUCAGAAGCCGAGCUCGAUCUUUCCAUGCUCUCGCGCCUUCUGAACCCCCAAUCCGCCUCAGAGAGAGAAGAAGCGCGUCUCCUAUCCUACAGCUUACAAACCCACCGGCCCAUGACCCGCAGCCAAUACCGACGCAACGCAGAGCGCACCCGCGCCCUCCUCCUCAGCGGUCUCCGCGGCCGCAACCCCAACGACACCGCCAGCGCGGAGGAAGAAGAGCACGACCUGGAGACCUUCAUCCUCGAGCGCCGCUCCAACGCUAGUGCCGCCAAGAGCGGCGGCGGCACGUGGGAGACGGGCGCGGAAGGAAUGGGCGCUUCGGGGCCGCAGUGUGUUGUUUGCCAGUCGACGCCGCGCACGAUUCUCGUAUGGCCUUGUGGGUGUUUGAGUAUGUGUGAUGAGUGUCGCGUCGGUCUGGCGGCGAGGAAUUAUACCAAGUGUAUUUGCUGUCGGACGGACAUUGCGGCUUAUUCGAGGCUGUAUGUGCCUUGAUCUGGUUGAAGCGAGUUCGUAGUCAUAACGCAUAGCGAGGCUGUUCUACUAUUCCCCGUAACGCC